GCCAAGUUCAGAGUGAUGUUGUCGUUGACCUCGCCAAGGUGGGGAAGAACGAUAAGGAGAUCAAAAAGCUUCUACUGUGGACGACGCUGAUCCGUCCUCGACGCCAACCUUGUCGGUGAAGAUUUCUACCAUUUUCAACUUAGGCGCCGUCCAGUAGCCUUUUUAAUCUAAGUUUCUUCGAGCUUUAGUAAGGUCAGGUGAGGUCAACAUGCUUGUUAGACGAAAAUGAAAUAGCUAAAUCAUGGUUAGGUUUAGCGGAAGUGGAAUUUCGCAAAAACUUCUCGAGCUAGGCCGUGCCAUCAUGCUUCAACACUUUCAACUUAAGGUGGUAAACCAAUGACCGAAUACAUAUUGGUUUUGAAAGCAUGUAGUACCAAUUUGUGGAUCGUCUUUUUUGACCAACAUGACCAAAUAUGACUAACAAACAACCGAGAGAUGCAAACACAAAAACUUGUUUUUAUAAAUAACGGAGGAUCCAUUCAAAGUUGGGGUUGUACCUCAACCUAACGGAGGAUCUAGGAGAAGGGAGCGAAAAAUGAUGAGCAAAGAGCCCACCUGCUUUUCCUUCACUUCCACGUAAUGGUGUGUGCAUAUGUAGAGGACGGCUGGGUAAUGAGUGACACGAAGCAGGUGAUAGAAUGAUUCCAAAUACAAAGUAGUACUUACUGUAUCUGAUCUACCUCGAAUUAUGAGUUAGAGCCAAAGCCAGGUUGGUGUCAAACGAGGAAAUUCCGAUUUCCCGGACGACCGGAUUUCAGAAAUCCAAGCUCCUUUUCCCCGAGUUUUCGCUCUCCUCUGAGCUGAGCCCUCACUGUUGCUGAGUAUUUGUAUUCUCUUCCUGUACUACGUAUACUUCCUCUUGACGUCAAUCGAUUUCCGAGAUCGCAAUCAAGACAAGGAGACAGGGCAAACAUCCCUGGCUGAUUGACCCCUUUUCGUUCAUCAUGGAGAACCUGUUGAAUGAGGGUUUAUCCCAUGGGAAGAUCAUGUGCCUCCGCCCCAGCCCUCGUCAAGUACCACCUUGUGGAGGGAAUCAUCCAUCGAUCAACGAGCAAGCGAGCGAGCGGAACUCCCGUUUUGGUUGGCUAUUGAAAGGAGUCACAGGUACUUGAUCCAUCCAACCCCUGGCCCUCCAAGCACCUAUGAGGCAAAUAGAUGCAUAUGGGAUGGGAUGAUUUGCCAUCCAUCAAUUCAGUAUCACACCAGUGGUCGCUAGUAGCAGACUGGUGAAAGCACACGCUCCUUUGAAGCCAGGGGACGAGAAAAUCCCAAUCCUCUCGGAUAUUGUUGCAUGUUCUAGCAGAGGUGGAUGGAGUGAGCAGUCGGUGAUAUUUUCUCUGUUUGAACAUGUGUCACUUUAAAAGGUCCCAUUAACCGAGGAGCACCAACCGAGAGCUCACAAUUCGGAGAACAAGUGUCACAUCUCGUUCAAGGGGCCAAAAGGAUCAGGUCGAGGUCCCCAAAUCAGAGGGAGAUAGAGGUAACCUUUUCACAUUGUAAACGCUCCGUGAAUCAAGUCAAUCCGUGGCACGAUGAGAAAACUGGUCAAAAGAAGGAUUUCGACCAACACCACCACCCCCACCACGACCACCACGGACCCAAGAGCGCUCAAGGAAAGCCCGGAUGCAAAAUCCAGACGGACCGCCUCACCUUUCAUCUACGACAAUGAAGCCACCGACGUUGUGAAUACGGUUCAAACAGCUGAUACGACAGUCCACGACUACGACUUGCCACGGGAACUUCCUGAUCCAAGCGGUUCCAGGCCCCUGUCCGUGGAUGGUGUGGCCCAUGUUCAAAGGAAUGAGGAGCUCCCCGCGGAAGAGGCCACGGCCUUGGUCUCCAUGCCUGAUGGAGCCACGGAGGUCAUCUACUUUCCACCCGGGAAAGGCGAGAUCAAGGAGAUCCCCGGAAUGGGCUCUGUGCUAGAGACCACCCAGCCCGAUGGUCGGGUGGUUCGAUACCCGGUGAUUGGGCACGCCCUCGACGAGGACGAGGAAGCCCGUCAAAUGGCCAUUAUCAACGAAACGGCCACGAAGCUGCCCAGUUUCAACAAGAUCUUGCACUCCAGUUCUGAUCAAGCCGAGGAUCAACGACGGAAAGAGGACGGGGCCCCGACAUUCACGGAGCUGACCGUCCCCACAUCCAUGCAAGGUGAAGAUGUUCUGUCCCCGAGUGCUGCCCACGCUAAGGUCUAUGCCGACUUGGAUGCAGCCCAACCCACCACCUCCAUGGGCACACUCGACCUCCAAUCUCAGCCGCCUCAUCACUCGGAAGGAGAGCAUUCCUACCUUCCUUGGAACUACUACAACCACGAGGACCGGCCGUCGCCCAUUGAAGCCCAGGGCCUCUCGGGUCACCCGUACGACCCACAAUACGCCAGCUCCUCCUCUGAUCUCUAUGGCGAAGACAUGACUGGAUUAGGCCAGGGGCCCGCUCAAUACAGUUUGAGACCUGAUUUAGGCAACCCGCCUGAGGCCUCUUCCAUGGUCUGGCCAGGACCGCCCAUGCAUCCGAAUACCGACAACCAUUGCAUCUUGAUUCAGCGAGUUCCUCAGCGAGGCCGGAAAAGCAAAGGAACAGGGAAAACAGGAGCCAAUCGCUUUGAUGAUGAGGUGAAGCGUGAACAAUACAAGCGCUCCGCUUGUGACAGAGAACGAGCUCGAAUGAAGGACAUGAACAAGUCGUUUGAGUUGCUUCGGAAAAGACUCCCAUUCUGCAAACCACCCGGAAAACGCCUCUCGAAAAUCGAGUCUUUAAGAUUGGCCAUAAAAUAUAUCAAACACCUUCAGUACUUGCUCAGUUUUCCAAUUAGUCAAAAGAUCCCACCUCACAUUGUCGAAUUCGAUUCUACUCUACCCGCUUGGGUCAAGAACCCAUCGAUCCCAGGAGCCACCAUCAUCGGAGACUUGGAAGGGUCCGGGAACUACAUCCACACGGAUGAUCUGUGGAUCACCACCUCCGUUCGAGGUCCAACCAUGGAACAGCCCCUUGUAUACGAGGGUUACGCUUCGUAGUGUUUUUUCAUCCCCCCCCCCUUACCCGCCCCCCAACCCCUAACCCCUAAAACCGACUUUUAGUGCAAUAUUCCUAGCCUAAAAACUGCGGGUCACUGUGUCGACGCCGUUAUAGAAUUCGUAGAAAGAGUGUAUAUAUUUUUCUUCUCAGGGAACAUCUUUCAUAAUAAAUAUACAAAUACACAAGU
Molecule: messenger RNA, 3202 nt
Organism: Tigriopus californicus
Lineage: Eukaryota; Metazoa; Arthropoda; Copepoda; Harpacticoida; Harpacticidae
Exons: 5
Coding region: 1533-3014 (493 amino acids)
Biological process (GO): mesoderm formation; regulation of transcription by RNA polymerase II
Cellular component (GO): nucleus
Molecular function (GO): RNA polymerase II cis-regulatory region sequence-specific DNA binding; protein dimerization activity; DNA-binding transcription factor activity, RNA polymerase II-specific
Source: RefSeq, a predicted model, not a curated record